GAAUUUGCCAUGGGUCUCGUCUUCACUGGCCUCGUCUACGUCAGCGGCUAUCUCUUUCUCAUCUUUGUGGCGAUCUGUCUCGCCUGCGGCCUCUACUACCUCGCCGAGCUUGCGGAGGAGUACAACGCCCUGACGCGCCGCCUCCUCUCGUGUGCCAUCGCCGCUGUCUUGAUAGUCCACAUCUUGCUGCUCGCGCUCGAGCCGCACCUGCCGUACGUCGCGCUCGCUGCCGGCUUCGCCAACCACAUCGCCUACCUCUGGCUCCACCAGAGCUACCCGCUCCUCCGGAUCGCCUCUCCAGCCUUCCUCACCUCGCUCAGCCUCUUCGGCGUCUCGCACUACCUCUGGGGCACCCACUUCCUCGCCCACUACCACCAGCUAGCUCACGUCCUCUGCUUCUUCCUGUUCAACGUCUGGCUUGUCCCGUUUGGCUUCUUCAUCUCCCUCUCGGUCAACGAGGCGCGGCUGCCAAACACGCAGGCCGGCCUGGCGGACGAGGUCUACUCGGAGGGCGGCGGCGUCAAGCAGAAGAGCGGGCUGCUCUCCGCCUUCUCCUUUGUGCGCGAGAAGCGCGACGACAUGAUGCCCUCCAUGGCCAAGAAGGUCUGAGCCGCCGGCGCAAAUACACCUAGGGCGGAGUGGGAGCUGGGAGAGUGAGGUGUCGUGGCGGAGGAGGCUGGGGCGGCGUGGGCGAGUGUGGCGGAGAUGGGUGGGGCUAGGACACGCGCGUCGUACCCGCUCGGGGCUCACACUGGGCGCUGUACACUGUGGCUCUCGCGAACGAGUAUUCACGGCGCGGCGCGUGGGCCGUGGCGCCGUGGCUCAGGCCACGGCGCGUGCAGCGCCUCCUUGAGCGCUCUCGGCCUCUCGCGCUC
Messenger RNA from Emiliania huxleyi CCMP1516, 875 nucleotides. RefSeq lists its product as hypothetical. Gene Ontology annotation, molecular function: COPII receptor activity. The record is from RefSeq and is a predicted model, not a curated record. Gene Ontology annotation, biological process: endoplasmic reticulum to Golgi vesicle-mediated transport. Gene Ontology annotation, cellular component: COPII-coated ER to Golgi transport vesicle; Golgi membrane; endoplasmic reticulum membrane. The transcript is spliced from 5 exons. NCBI's taxonomy places the organism in Eukaryota, Haptophyta, Isochrysidales, Noelaerhabdaceae. The coding region runs from base 10 to 609 and encodes 199 amino acids.